Molecule: messenger RNA, 615 nt
Organism: Aspergillus tanneri
Lineage: Eukaryota; Fungi; Ascomycota; Eurotiomycetes; Eurotiales; Aspergillaceae
Exons: 2
Coding region: 1-615 (204 amino acids)
Biological process (GO): carbohydrate metabolic process
Molecular function (GO): hydrolase activity, hydrolyzing O-glycosyl compounds
Source: RefSeq, a predicted model, not a curated record
AUGCAUAUUUUUCUAUCCCUAAUAUCCAUUUCUCUAUCAGCUCUAGUCCACGGCUAUGUAAAUCCAGGCAUCUGCUCCGGAGCAUGCAACGUCCACGAUCCAGGUCUGAUCCAGCGAGAGUCCGACGGUGUCUACUUCCGCUUCUCAACAGGCAACAAUAUCUCAUAUGCAUCUUCCUCAUCCAUCGAAGGACCAUGGGAAGUACUCGGGCCCAUGCUCCCGAAUGGUUCAUCGAUUGAUUUAGACGGUCGUGACGACCUCUGGGCCCCAGACGUCCAGCUCAUCAAUGGCGUCUACCACGUCUACUACUCUGUCUCGGUCUUCGGAUCCCAGAACUCGGCCAUCGGCCUCGCCACGUCUGAUACCAUGGAUGCGGGCACAUGGACGGAGCAUGGCGCCACAGGUAUUCGAUCUGACUCGUCUAAGUCCUAUAAUGCCAUUGAUGCAAAUCUCUUCAACGAUGGAGUAUUUUACUUGAAUUUUGGCUCCUUCUGGACUGACAUCUACCAGGUGGAGAUGGACUCCACCGCUAUGAAGGUGUCGUCCUCGGCAUAUAAUAUCGUAUAUGAUCCUAAUGGAGACCACGCCGUUGAGGGUGCGUUUCUGUAUAAAUAG